AUGAAUGGGAUUGCUGCUGUUGUAACAACCGCUGGAUCCGCCCCUUCCCCCCUCAAUCGCAAGAAGUCCUCCAUCUCAAGCACAAACGUACCUCAAUCUCGCUCCGAACCUCGGAAGCAGAAUGAUCAGCAUCUCCCCGUAGCUGGAGAGGCUGGGAAGUCUACACCGAAGACUCGCGAGGGUGCAUCUCAGAAUGCAUCCAAUUCCGCGACUGGCUUCCCUGAGACACAAAGCAGGGGAAUUGCCACUACACUCCCAACAUCCUCUUCAUCUGACAGCGGGAUUAAGAAACUCAAUCUCCUCGCAGAUCUGGUCAGAACAGAGAAGCAAUAUGUAGAUUUGCUUGCUGGUACUAUCCGUACUGUCGCAUCUGCGUGGUCGCGUUCAAACCUCCCCCCACCGGAGCUGGACCGCAUGUUCAGAGGGAUCGAGAGUAUUUACAAGGCCAACCGUUCCAUAUGGCAGAGACUGAAGGAGAUCGAGGCCAACCCGUCAUCUCCGCAAACACUUGGUGACUUACUGAUGAAAUUGAUUGACGACUUGGAAACGCCGUACACCGACUAUUAUACUAAGUUUCUCACUGGAUUUGAUGCAUGGGAGGCCAUUCAGUCGAACCCCCGUGUUCGAACCAUCCUUGCUAUGUUCUCGUCCUCGAAUCCCCCUCCAUUGCCAGAGUCAUCACCUGAGCAUCCACCUGAGCCACCCUUGUGGACAUUGGAUCGACUUUUCCUCUUGCCAAGAGAGCGGCUGGACUACUAUCGCAGAAUGUAUUUCCGGUUACUAAAGAGCACCGUCCCGGGCAAGAGCGAUCAUCGCUCGUUGUCAGCUGCGCUUGAGAAAAUUGAGAAGCUCCUUGCGACGCAAGAGAAGCGUGUCGCCAUUGUUGUAAAUCAAGAGCAGUCUGACGCGGUGAAAAUCACGCCAAUGCCUUUAGGGAAUAAAUCUCUUGGAGACCCAAGGUCGAAGCCUCAACAGCCCUCGAGCGGCAAUUUACAACCACCUUCAAAACAGAUUAGUCUCGCCCGCGACAACAAAACUCUGGCUUCUAGCCCAAGUGGCAGGGAGCUGGAAGUCAAAUCAACUACGGGUCAUCGAAUAUCCCCUUCUCAGCUUCCUAUGACCGUGACUGAUCUGGAAAGUUGCGUCUCGACGGAGCGGACCGUUGAUUUAUUUACGAUGAAGGCCAAACAUGUCCGACUUCAAUUAUUACCGCCAACCUUGUCCUUCUCACGCGAGGUACGAUGUUCGGGGGAGGUCGUUAUCCGCUUUGUCCCCCAAUCAACUGGGGUGGAGACGAUUCAUGAGAAGGGCCACAUUUUUGUUCUCACUGAUUUGGUCUUGAUAUGCGAAGAAAUGGAACCCCACGAACAGCAUCAGAGAGGUCACCACGGAUCAGGCAUGUGGCUUCUGUAUCCCCCCCUCACCGGCAGACAUUUAAGGGCAAAGUCCGUCAGCAAUCCAAGCAACGCGUUGACAAUCACUGUCAUGAAAAAGGAAACGCUGCUGCUUGAAGCGAGUUCACUUGAAUCACGAGACCAGUUACUGGCGAAUUUGGAACAGUGCUUUGAAGCAGCUACAGCUGCAUUAUCACCGCCAAAGAACCAACCACCUGAUCUCGCUCAUCCUCCAUCAAGUACGGGGAUGGAGCUACCCUCAACUUCUCAUGCACGACAUCAAUCAACUUCGAAUGAAACAGAGCCCUCCGGGUACCAACGCAGCUCUUCGAGGAUGCGCUCCUCGAGUGCUGUCUCGUCCCAUUCGGCAGACAGAUACCAUGGUGGGCCGAUUGUGCCUAGUGCUGCACCUGUAUCAAAGGACGCAAACCCAGUCACGAGGUCUCCAUCGCGACCGAAGCAGUCUUCACCAAGUCAGCCUCGUUUGGCUUACCCUGCACGAUCCUCUUCCAAGUCGACUAGCCAAGCGGGUCGUGUGGCUCAGGACACUGGUCAACUUGCUCGUGCCCCGUCUUUCAGUCCUGGCCAGGUCGUUCCUAUUGAUUCAUUUUUCCCAAGCCAGCGUCCGAUCCCCCAGACAUAUGUUCCUGUAUUUAUGAUGCCUCCACAGUCUGCUGACCAAGGUCAGGGCUACAAGACCGCUGGACAUCAGCAGCGGCCUUCACUGGGAGUCGCACACGACGCCAGUCAUGGACAGACAAAGACUGCACGAGAACCCUCGAGACCCCGCAAUGUGCCUGUGCAAGACACAUCAUCCUCUGGUACUUUGCCGACCCGUAUUCUAGCUGAAAAUCCUGGUAUGCACCACACCACCGCGCCCGAAGGCCAUGCACCAACCGUUGAUAGGCGUGGCCGAUCUUCUGCCGGUUCAGCGAACACACUUUUACAUAAAUCGAAUUCUUCGCGGUCUCUUCGGGCGCAACACUCUGACACGCCCGCUGUAUCGGUCCCGCCUAUGCCAUCGUACCCAGGAGACCAGCCUAGGGCCCAACCUUCUUUUCUGGCCCGAGCCCGUUCAACCAGCUCAUUUCAUUCACACUCAAGCCAGCUCCGGCCGCCGAGCAGGCCUUCCAUGCCGUCCGCAUAUCCGAGCACGCAAUCCGUGUCAACGCUCGUGUCCUUCCAAGCCCCGAGUCCCCCAGAAUCGCUAGUCGAAGAAAUGCACGUACCUGCUGCUCCGACCACCACAAGUAUCACUGAGCAGAUGAAGUGCAAAGUUUUCCUGCAGCAACAUCAUGAACAGUGGAAGGCGCUCGGCACCGCCAAGCUGAAAUUAUACCGCGAGUCGCCGACCAAUGUCAAACAGCUGGUUGUCGUGUCGGAGAACAAGGACAAACCGGUGUUGGUUUCGACAAUCGUGCUCGCUGAUGGCGUCGAGCGAGUUGGUAAGACAGGUGUGGCGGUUGAGGUGAGCGACAGAGGAAAGCGUACAGGGAUGAUUUAUAUGAUUCAAGUGCGGGACGAGAAGUCGGCGGGGACCUUGUUUGAUAAAUUAUUGGUCGGUUCGGACAGAGCUAGUGUCCGUGUCAGAGGAUAA
Molecule: messenger RNA, 2991 nt
Organism: Fibroporia radiculosa
Lineage: Eukaryota; Fungi; Basidiomycota; Agaricomycetes; Polyporales; Fibroporiaceae
Exons: 9
Coding region: 1-2991 (996 amino acids)
Molecular function (GO): guanyl-nucleotide exchange factor activity
Source: RefSeq, a predicted model, not a curated record